Molecule: messenger RNA, 2892 nt
Organism: Echinostoma caproni
Lineage: Eukaryota; Metazoa; Platyhelminthes; Trematoda; Plagiorchiida; Echinostomatidae
Source: the annotation of a GenBank genome assembly
AUGGAGUGGCAUUUGAGUUCCGGACUACGACAUUUUCUCCUGCUCAGUUUGGCCACUUUUGUGUGGUUUAGUCUACUCUGGACACCAACUCAUCAGAUUGGCUACGACACAAGCAUCGCAGGAGAACAUGACGGAGACGCGCCGAAUUCUUCCAUCUGCCGCCGUGCCUUGGCCAAUGUGACGAAUGACACGGCGCGAUGUUGGAUUGCACGACACUUUCGGGGGUGUCAAUUUGAUUCCGGAUUCUUCCCAUACCUGGUCUUUCAGUACUGCACAUUUGAUGAACGGAUUAUUCCAACCGUAUUCAUGGUACUUUGGCUUGUGGUACUUUUGGGUGCAUUUGCCACCAUCGCGGACUCCUUUGCGGUCACAGCCAUCACAACAGGGGAUCCAGAUGCCCCAGACGAAGGGCUCGGUCUGGGAUUUUUACUCGGUUCCGGUCUUCUGGUCAACACAAUCACAGCAGGCUUGGUCAUUAUUAUCAAACCAUUCAAAAUGAGCCGUCGGCCGUUUCUGAAAGAUUCUUUUUUCUAUCUCUCUGCGGUCACUUGGAGCGCAUCGAUUCUCAUCCGAAGGCGAUUGUAUUACGCUGACGCAAUCGGAUUUUUGGUUUUCUACCUGAUUUACGUAUUCACCACUUGGAUUGGUGGCACACUGUUUCGUCGACAAAAGGAGUCCGAACGACUUCGCGGAACCGGCAACUUUUGGCCGCCAUUUUUACAACGCCUAAUCACCGCCUUUCACACCUGCUCGGUGCAGAUUAAAUCAUGUUUUUUCCACGGAGCCAAGUGCUUCUAUCCUAUCUACGGUUGCGUAAAAUCUGUGAUUGGCCGGAAGGUCAAAUCGUCUACAGGAGCUGAUCAAAAAUCGCAAAACGUAAACGCUGUAAGUGUGAUCAAUGCGUUAUCAACACGAUACCGAUCAAGUGACAAUCUGGCCAUCAGUCAAACAAAUCUUCCGGUGCAGCUAAGCAACGGAACACUGGUGCAAGGUCAGAUUUUAGCUUCAGAUUCCUUAAAACCGGCCCCACAAAACUACCCGCAAACUUUGAACAAGCCGGUGAUUGAGAUAACUUCUCCACAAGUCAAUGACUUCAGUGAUAUUGUCACUGACAUGAACGAGGAAACCAUCAGUGCUGCCGAUUAUGACGAACGCACCUCAACCGUGGCAGACCCCAUUCCCAUGGUUCCUAUGAACUUUCUCCAGCCAGUUGACGGACCACGCCAACGUGCUUCCUCGGUCGGGUCCUCCUGCGUUGAUCCCAAUCGGCGGCGUCUGUCCAGUAGCACUCCUGGCACAGGAGGAUUGGCACGUGAGAGGUGUCGACGCACGCAAUCAGUCAGCAGACGUCGUGCAAGCACCAGGAUGAACGCUGUCGGUUAUGAACUACCUUAUAUGGUUCGUUGGAUUAUUGCAAACCGGGAACUGGAAGAAAAGGAUCUGGGAGUUCAUGGAGAUCUGAGAAAGUCACAAAAAUGGCUGCAAUCGGACACGGAAGAUGGACGCGGUUCUGCAUAUCAGGGUUCCAAUUGGGAUAGCCGUACAGACGUGUACGGAUCCACUUUCGUGAGUACAGCAGAAGAUGAGGGACUAGCGAAACCAGGUUCGGUUGCCACAAAAAAGAUCACAUUGGAUUUGGUACCCAAAGACAAGGAAGUGCACAUGUUCCCGGAGGAUGAGGCGAGAAUCAAAGAAAUUGCUGAGAUUGAUGAAGAAGUUGAGGAGGAUCAGAUCGAAGAGAAAAUCUGGUUGGCCAAAUGGGCUUCAAAGAGUAUGUGGCAUCAUUUUGUGUACUACAUGAUCCCGGUUGACAUCGAAGCGUGGCCUGAGACGUCGCUUAUCAGCAAAUUUUUACAAAUUUUGCAAACGCCAUUGUUCAUGGUAUUCCGAAUCACAAUUCCUACAGUCCUGGAAGAACUUAUGGAUGAAACACCUGACAAUGAGGUUGCUGUUAUGAAAGGUGAGAGAAUCGAAGUGUCACGCACCAUGCAACCAGUCCAAGAGGAACCGGAAUCAGAGACUGAGCCGACUCCGAAAGAGCAAAGCAUUUUAUCGGAGAGUCAAGAGUCCUCCGUGCUUGACUUUGAAGCCAUGCACGGCUGGUGUAAACCGUUGAACGUUCUUCAAUGCGUUAUUGUUCCGACGCUGUGGCCAUUGCUACUCACAUCUAACGGACGAUGCAUUGGCCUUAUACCGAUCGGCCAUAGUAGUGUGCCACUUUUUGUGCCGUUUACACUAACCGGACUGGCCAUUGCAACUGCGGUUCACUUCACAUCCAGUUGGCAGUUACCGCCCCGACUCUACCACCGUCCAUUUUUCGCCACACUCGGAUUUGUGACCUCGAUUAUCUGGAUCUAUGCACUGGCUCACGAGUUGGUCAACUCACUGGAGUCACUGGGAAUCGUCUGGGAGAUCAGUGAAGCUAUUCUGGGUUUGAGUAUCAUGGCUCUGGCCAGCUCAAUCGGAGAAGUCUGCUUCAUCAGGAAUCGGUCCAACUUUUUCCGUCUUCCGUCUACUUUGAAAGAUAUUAUGGCCAACUGCUUGUUGGCACGUAACGGAUAUCCACGUAUCGCAUAUGCUGCUUGCAUGGGUUCUCCGCUAUUCAAUCUUUUAAUUGGAGCCGGUCUGUCAUACACAAUCAAAAUUGGACGAUCCGGGGAUGGAUUCGCAAACUUAUCCUUCACCCUGACACAGGCGUUGCUCUUCUCCUGUCUCAUGGCUGUCCUCGUGUGCAACAUUUUGAUGGCACUGAUCUUCAAAUUCCAAUUUCAUCGACCGUAUGGAUUCAUUUUGGUCGCCGUCUACCUCAUUUUUGUGACUAUAGCAAUCUUGAUCGAAGUGGACAUCAUUGUGUCACCACAAAACUGGAGAUUGGCAACAGGAACAGAGUAA